GCGAGUCUGUCGGAGUACGCGCCGUGGCGCGCCUAACCUCAAAUCUCGCGCGGUUCUCUUUGAUUUCCUUCAUCUCGCGGCUGAGAUCCUUCAGAUCGCCGAUCGAAUGGAAUCGCGAAUCUCUUCGGAUCACUGAAAAAUAUAAUUUCGAUGCUUUCGAAUGUUUGACGUUUGGCAGCCAGACCUCCUAUGACCUGAAUCUCUUGGCCGAAAUCGCACGUGUAGAUGAUCUAACCUAACUUCAGUUUUCAUUGAUAUUUCCGUUAUCUCACGCUUUUCCCUCUCUUUUCUAUGACUGAGUGAUAAUUUUCUGAUUGAAAGAAGGCAACUAUUGCUAGACAUAAAGCAGUAUUGCAGCAACUUUUAUAAUCUAUUCCGAAAGAGCUAAACUUAACCUCAAACUUCAUUGUGUAUUUCGAGAUUUUUGUCGCGAAAAACACAAUAAUCUCGUUAAAAAAUGACAUUGCCUGCAGCAUUAACUAAAACGCAUAGUUAUUGACUGCGUAUUGCUACUAAAACGUUACUCGAUUACAACUUGGAGAUUCACAAUGACGAAAAUGGACGAAAUGAUAAUUCGGGUGCUGUACGGAAGCGAGACCGGAACCGCUCAAGACGUUGCCGAGCAGAUCUGGAAGAGCGCCAAAAGAAAAGGAUUACAAAGCACCGUAUCAUCAUUGGAUGAUUACGACAUUCAAAAUCUUUCUUCUGAUCAACUAAUUAUCUUCGUUGUCGCAACGACUGGACAAGGAGAUCCUCCAGCCAAUAUGAGACGAUUCUGGAGACAACUACUACGCAAGAAUCUUUCAGCAACCAUGCUCCAAAAUCUAAAAUUCGGUGUACUUGGAUUGGGCGAUAGUUCUUAUUCCAAGUUUAAUUUUGCUGCGAAGAAAUUAAAUAAGCGCCUUGCACAAUUAGGUGCUAAAGAAUUGUUAUCUAUUGGACUUGCUGAUGAUCAGCAUAAUCUAGGAAUUGAUGCUGUGGUUGACCCCUGGAUCAAACAAUUAUGGGAAGAAAUUGCAAAUAUUUUUAAAAUUUCUGUAGAAGACAAAAUAAAUGAAGAAAAUUUGAUAAUCGAGAGGUAUGAUGUAUCCGUAAUAGAAAUGAAUUCACUAAUGAAUACAGACAAACGAUUAACAAAUAAUAUGUAUCAAUCAAAUAAUGAUAUUUAUGUACAAGAAACAUUGAUAAAUAGCGAUAUUAAGAUAGGAACAAUAGUUGAAAAUAUAAGAACUACUUCUGAAGAUCACUUUCAAGAUGUUAGAUUAAUAAAAAUCCAAGCAGAUAAUAUUAAAUACGAUCCUGGAGAUGUUAUUUAUAUCAGACCGAAAAAUACUGCAGAACAAGUGAAACAAUUCUUUGAUAUAUUACACGAACACAAUAUAAAGCUGUUUCCAGAUACGAUAAUUCAUGUAUCGGAGAAAGAAAUAAAAGUUCCAAUUGUUUUAAAACGAAAUUUAACUCUAGGAGAAAUUGUUGAACAAUAUUGGGACCUGAACUUUAAGCCACGAAGAUCUAUCAUGUACACUUUAUCUCUUAUCAGCGAAAAUGAGUUGGAGAAAGAGAAAUUAUGUGAUUUUGCAAGUCCAGUUGGCCAAGAAGAACUUUACGAUUAUGUAAACAGACCAAGAAGAAAUAUCCUGGAGGUUCUUGCAGACUUUCCUCAUACAACCAGUAAAAUGAAUAUUAAAUUAUUAUUUGAAAUUAUGUCACCUAUAAAACCACGUCCCUACAGCAUUGCCUCUAGCCUAGAAGCUACUCCAAAGAGUAUUCAAAUUUUAGUAGCAGUAAUUAAGUUUAAAACUAGAUUGAUGAAGCCAAGGUUUGGUUUAUGUUCGAAAUGGCUAGCAAGUUUAAAGAGUAACGACAAAGUAAUAUUUUGGUUACAAAAAGGAACUUUUCGUUUUAAUAAUGAUAAGCCGAUGAUUUUAAUUGGUCCUGGAACUGGAGUGGCUCCAUUUAGAUCCUUACUUUUAAAGAGAGCGAAAGAGGAAAAAGAUUUAAAGGAAUGUGUCUUAUUCUUUGGCUGCAGAAAUGAGAAUAAGGAUUAUCAUUGCAGAGAAGAUUUUGAACGUUUAUCAAGGGAGAAUAAUUUGAAAGUAUUCUGCGCGUUUUCUAGGGAUCAGAAUCAUAAGAUUUACGUGCAACAUCUUAUCCGUCAACAAAGAGAACUAUGCUGGCAAUUUUUAAAGAAUAAUGGUAGUAUUUAUUUAGCAGGAAGUUCAGAACCUGUUCGUCUUUCGCCGGGAUGGGAAGGUACAGGUAGACCCGACGACGAAUUGAACUUUAAAGGCGUUACAAUGGAUCAAGCAGAUCUCGAAUUAAAUCCACCUAGAGAUAGAUUAAAUUUAGUAUUUUGUAUAUUGGUACUUCAUGGAAUUGGUGCCUUGAUGCCAUGGAAUAUGUUUAUAACAGCUAAAAAUUAUUUUGUCAAUUACAAAUUAUCUAAGGAAUAUACUGGUAUAGAAACAAACUAUGCGAUGAAUUUUCUUGCAUAUCUAGGAUUUGCCUCACAAGUACCGAAUUUGUUAUUCAAUUGGCUAAAUGUAUUUUUACAAUUUGGAGGCAAUUUGACAACUCGUAUAGUAUGGAGUAUCUUUAUUCUGGUCUUGAUAUUUGUGUUUACUGUCGUCUUGGCAAUGACUGACAGUUCUGGCUGGCCUGGAGUAUUUUUCUGGAUUACUAUGGUAUCUGUUGUUAUAUUAAAUACUGCCAAUGGCAUUUAUCAGAAUUCGGUAUUUGGAAUGGCAGCUAAAUUGCCUAUCAAAUAUACAGGUGCUGUUGUUUUAGGCUCGAAUAUUAGUGGAACGUUUACAGCCAUAAUAGAAUUCCUAGCUCAAAUAAUGGCGCCGAACGCGCGUACUGCCGCCAUAUACUACUUCAUCACGGCUUUAUUUAUUCUGUUGGCUUGUUUUGACACAUACUUUGCACUUCCCAUUAAUAGAUUUUAUCGAUAUCACGAACAUCUUCAUCAGAAAGAAAUAAAUAAGAGACAAUUAGAGAACAGUUCAAGGAAACACAAACCAGCAUAUUGGACGGUAUUCAAGGCGUGUUUUCCACAAUGCUUUAAUACAUUUUUAGUCUUCUUCGUUACUUUAGCGCUUUUUCCAUCUGUCCAAUCUGAUAUACAGUCUUCAGAUAAGAAUUUUAUAGUUCCAUCUGAAUAUUAUAGCAGUGUUAUGUGCUUUUUAACAUUCAAUAUCACUGCUAUGCUGGGAAGCUCAAUUGCAUCAUUAGUCCAGUGGCCAAGCAAGAAGUAUCUAGUGAUUCCAGUAGUUCUACGACUUGCUUAUAUACCAUUGUUUUUGUUCUGUAAUUAUCAGCCAAUUGGUAUAAAAAGAAUACUACCAGUAUUUAUCAAUAACGAUUGGAUAUUCUGGGUCAUUGCUGUUACUAUGGGUUUUAGUAGUGGCUAUCUAUCAUCAUUAUCGAUGAUGUAUUGCCCCAGGUAAGUAAAUUAA
Pogonomyrmex barbatus (red harvester ant) is the source of this 3458-nucleotide messenger RNA. Its product is annotated as equilibrative nucleoside transporter 1. Gene Ontology annotation, molecular function: nucleoside transmembrane transporter activity. Gene Ontology annotation, cellular component: plasma membrane. The record is from RefSeq and is a predicted model, not a curated record. Gene Ontology annotation, biological process: nucleoside transmembrane transport. Lineage: Eukaryota; Metazoa; Arthropoda; Insecta; Hymenoptera; Formicidae.